Molecule: messenger RNA, 989 nt
Organism: Brachypodium distachyon (stiff brome)
Lineage: Eukaryota; Viridiplantae; Streptophyta; Magnoliopsida; Poales; Poaceae
Product: citrate-binding protein
Exons: 2
Coding region: 108-809 (233 amino acids)
Source: RefSeq, a predicted model, not a curated record
CUUCUACGCUUUACAAUCCCAUCAUAAGCUCGAUCCAUCAGCUAGCCAGCCUUCCCAACAAGCCUUCAGCCGAUUAGUUCAGCUAAUCCUACACAAGACAUAUCGAAAUGGCUUCUCUUCUGCCAAGCCCGUCGAUGCUGAUUUGUCUCCUGCUGGCGGCCACCGUGGCAGCAGCGGCGAUGACGACGACCCAACAACUGGAUGAAGCGGGUGGCGGCGGAGGAGGGAACCCGACGGCGGGGUUCGUGAAGGUAGAUCUCACCGCCGGGAACUUCCAGGUGCAGAGCCCCUACAACGUGCCGGAGAGCCAGCGGUACAGCUAUCGCGACGGUGUCCGGCAGUUCUGGGUGCGCGAAACCGACAAGCCCUUCAACACCGCCACUCACACCAACCCCCGCACUGAAGUCAGGCUCAGGGGUCACGACUACUCGAAGGGGGUGUGGCAGUUCGAGGGCUACGGCUACGUCCCUUCCGGCACGUCGGGCGUGUCGGUGAUGCAGAUCCACUGCGAGGAAGGCGCGGCGCACGCGACGAUCCUGAUGCUGCACGUCUACGACGGCGUGCUCCGGUUCUACGACGGGCAGGCCGUGGAGAAGGACAUUUACGACCGGUGGUUCCGGCUGAACGUCGUGCACGACGCCGACAGGUCCGCCGUCACCGUGUACGUUGACGGGGAGCGGAGGUUCGCCGCCGGCGUGAUUCCCAGCCGCUCCUACUACUUCAAGUUCGGGGUCUACAUGCAGCACCGUGACCAGUCGCCGUGCAUGGAGUCGCGCUGGACCAACGUCACCGUCCUCACCAAGGCUUAGUCCGUCGCCUUCAUUUCGUGUGUGUACAUAUGUACAUCCAUGGGCGUAGAUUGUAUACAUAUUCUUUUCUUCUUUGUUCUGCUAUGACGCGACGAACAUAUUUUGAUGUUUUGUGUAUUAUAAAUUUAUAUUGUAUAAUCAUACCGAGAGUCAUGAAUAAAUUAUUGUGCCGCGAUUGUU